UUUUCUAAAAGAACGGGGCUGGUACUAAAACAGAAUAUGAGCAGAAGUGAAAAAGUUACUGUUGGUAUCUACUUACUUGCGGUUUAUUUGUAUUGUGCGAUGUUCGUAGGUCGGAAGUUUAAUCUUCAGACCGACAUUGAGGACUGUUUCUACCUGUUUGGAAUUACUAAUUCCGCAAUUAAUCUCACAUUAAUGAGGAUGAACAGAUCAAAACUGACAAAUUUGUUGAUUUUACUAGAGACCUCAUCGGAGUACCAAAUAAAGAGGAAAAGUGAGCUUCGGUCUGAAUUGGAGCGGCCGUUGACGGUAGUGGGUCGACUUACUGUUGCACUAGGAAUUGCUCCUUAUGCGUCCGGAAUUUUGGUUUGGUUACUAAGAGAUAAUCGAAAUGGCCUUCCUUACGGUUCCAUGCCCAGGUGGAUGAAUUACAAUUAUACCGCGUGUUUGCUUUUCCAAGUUACCAAUACAUUGUUCCUGGUUAUAGAAUAUUUAAGACCGGCUGCAAUCAAAAUAUGCAUAAUGUUGCAAUUGAAAACGCAUUUAAAAUACUUAAGAAUGAGCACCGAGGAGGUACUUGACGAUGCUAAGAAAGAGUUCUGUUCAAUAAGUAAAAUCGCUUCAAAUUUAGUCAGCAAAAAUAACGUUCCGUGGCCGUAUCAACAAAAACAGUUAAAGCGAAUUAUCAUGCAUCACAACCACAUUACAAGAAUUGCAAAUGAAACUGAGGAAGUAUUCAACAAGUGUGUUUUAGUAAAUUUUCUUAGCUUAUCUUUUCUAAUCUGCAUCAUUCUGUUUCGCAUAGCAAAUGCGCCACUGUUUACCGUUGAAUUUUUUAAAAUGUCCAUAUACUUCAUUGGGGCGAGUGCCUUAUUCUUUGGGGAUUGUUUUCUUACACAAAGAGUCCUAAACGAAAAUGAAGCACUCGCCUUUUCAUGCUACAAUAUUGACUUUGUAGGCACUAAUUUGCCAUUUCAAAAAUCCUUAAUUUUAAUAAUGGCUAGGGCGCAAAGAUCGAUUCGUUUUACAGUGGGAAAAUUUGCACCAUUAAGUAUUGUUACCCUUGUUACUAUUUUGAAGGCGUCAUAUUCCUAUUUGAUGUUACUUCAAAACCACCGAAAAUAG
Molecule: messenger RNA, 1122 nt
Organism: Photinus pyralis (common eastern firefly)
Lineage: Eukaryota; Metazoa; Arthropoda; Insecta; Coleoptera; Lampyridae
Product: odorant receptor 85c-like
Exons: 5
Coding region: 37-1122 (361 amino acids)
Biological process (GO): detection of chemical stimulus involved in sensory perception of smell; sensory perception of smell
Cellular component (GO): plasma membrane
Molecular function (GO): odorant binding; olfactory receptor activity
Source: RefSeq, a predicted model, not a curated record